AUGCGGUUCAGGGAAAAGACAAUCGGUGUAACAUCCGAUAUUAGGCGAGCCUUUUUACAGAUUGAGGUAGAGCGUGAGGAUCAAAAUUACGUAAAGUUUUUGUGGUGGGUAAAUAAUAGAAUCGAUGUUUUUCGUCACAAGAGGGUUGUUUUUGGGUUAACUAGUAGCCGCUAUUUAUUGGCAGCUGUGAUUUCAUUUCAUUUGUCCCAUGUUUCGCCUGAAUUCAAAGCUGCUGCGAGAAAACUUUCCAAAUCAUUUUAUGUUGACAAUUGUGUUACGUCAGUCGAUGAUAACGAAGAGCUAAAGGUUUUUAUGAACCAGUCGAUUACUAUUACGGCAGAAACUAAACUGGAUCUUCGAAUGAGGACUUUUAAUUACUAUGGUGAUCAAGAGCUAGCAGCUGAAGAUAGUGAUCCAGUCUCCGCAAUUCUCGGCUUGCAGUGGGACCGACGAGAUGACUGCCUAACAAUAUCCGUCCAAAGAGACUUAUCAAAAAGGAGACUAUUGUCUCUAAUCCAUGCUGUUUUUGACCCGCUUGGGUUUCUUUGUGCUCGUCAUAUUACCUGCGAAAUUAAUUCUUCAAGAGGCUUGGGCAACAAAAUCGACCUGGGAUAA
Stegodyphus dumicola is the source of this 615-nucleotide messenger RNA. RefSeq lists its product as uncharacterized. NCBI's taxonomy places the organism in Eukaryota, Metazoa, Arthropoda, Arachnida, Araneae, Eresidae. The record is from RefSeq and is a predicted model, not a curated record.